CAGGAGAGCUUUAUUAUAUGGACGAAUUCUAACGGAAUGUACUGUUUGUUGAACUGACCCUAGGCGAAGCAAACACAAUAGUAAUUUGUUACCGCAUUACAGGGCAUAUUCAGCAUGAGUAAACAUCUGCUCACACUAUAAUCGGCGACUGAAUCACGGCAAUUCGUGUUUUAUUCCUUCGCGUUUUCCUUCGCGUUUGAGUUAGUUCUGAAGACAAUGGAAUCACUACGCCCUCAACGUCUUCAGCCAGGAAUCGGAUAUGGAGCCACCCCAACAGGCACUCUUCGGUCUUCCUUGAGGCCUGGGGUUACCGGUCACGCUACCACGUCUCAAAUUGCGCAAAUGAGUGUUUCUGUCUCUCCGGGGCCACCUCCACCCCCGCCGCCACUUCAGCUCCAUAGCCUCGGGGUUGGCAUCAUGGGGAAUCCUGGCACUGGGGCAACAGCAAUGGCGAGUCAGGGAUCAAAUAAUCCUACAAACCCUGCAGUGUUGAGAGAGGCUGUUGAUGCAGUUGUGAGGAGUUUUGCAAAGCACACGCAAGGUUAUGGUAGAGUGAAUGUGGUGGAGGCUUUGCAGGAGUUCUGGCAAAUGAAACAAUCUCGUGGUGCUGACCUAAGGAACGGGGCAUUGGUUGUGUAUGAGAUGGUCCCAUCCAACAGCGCGCCCUAUGUUUGCUACGUUUGUCUUCCAGGUGGCAGCUGUUUUGGAAGUUUUCAGUUCUGUCCAACAAAAGCUGAAGCCAGACGAAGUGCAGCAAAGAUUGCUUUGAUGAAUUCAGUGUUCAAUGAGCAUCCCUCCCGGCGUAUCACAGAGGAGUUUAUAGAGAAGAGUGUGUGUGAAGCACUGGCUUCCUUCAAUGGAAACAGAGAGGAAGCAGAUAAUCCCAACACUGGCAUUGGGGCAUUCCGCUUCAUGCUCGAAUCAAACAAGGGGAAGUCCAUGCUUGAAUUCCAGGAACUGAUGACCGUUUUCCAGCUGCUGCACUGGAAUGGAAGCCUUAAGGCCAUGAGAGAGCGACAGUGCUCCCGUCAGGAAGUGCUGGCCCAUUACUCCCACCGGGCACUAGAUGAUGACAUGCGGACGCAGAUGGCUGCAGACUGGGCCAACCGAGAGCAGAGUGUGGCGGGAACCAUCGGCCGAGAGCUGGCAGCCACAGAGCGGGAGCUGGAGGAGGCACGGCUGGCUGGACGGGAGUUACGUUUCUACAAGGAAAAGAAGGACAUUCUGAUGCUGGCAGUGGGACAGCUGGGUGCUGCAAACACAGCAACUCUGCCCUGUGUCUGAUGAAAAAGCACUAUCUAGGGUCAGACAGAGAAUUCACGAAUGUGAUUGUAAAAACUGGCUCACAGCUAGUGAAAACCAUAAUAAGAAUGAAUGUUUUAUAUCAGAUACCCAAACCCUCUAUUCUCCUCUUUGUUGGUCAAACACAAAUGUCCCCAAAUCUCAAUUUGUCGUCAGACUCUCACAUUAGGUUGUUCAUAGGCACAUGACAUAAAAAGUAGAUAGUGUCACUCAUGUUGGAGAAAUGACUAUGUAAAACUUCAGUAUGCAAUUACUUAAAGGAAAGGUUUGAAAUAUGCAUUAAGCUUUUUUGGCACUCUUUAGGAGCUUAACUUAACCUGUUCCAAAUAAAGAGAUGUUCAGCAUUUUCACAAUGUAGAACUGAACAUCCUCCUCAUCUUUAUUUGAGUCAUUUCAGAUUGAGGCGGCUACACAUUCCCCAAAAGACUUGAACUGUGUCAAGCUCAGUCUGUGCAAGCUUGUUACUUUUUAACUUAUAUGGUAACAAUCAGAGUACUUGAGUCAUUAUAAGAUUAUGUGCCUGUUUGGCUGGAGUAUGCAUUUUCUCUUAAAAAAAGUAAGAAUAUCAGUUAAUUGCAUGUCCCUCAAAAAUCACACCAACGGAAAUUCAACAUUGCUUUCAAGAAUUAGGAUGUCAGCUUAUGAUGAAACACUCAUAAAUUAAAGCGUUUUUACUUUCAUAAAAACGCAAAGACCUGCUAUAAAGUAUGAUGUUUUGAAAGUAAUGUUUACUUUGUCAAGAUCUGACCUGUUCUGUGCUUUUAGUGUCACUUCAUACAUAUUACCACAGAAUCAAGCUGUGACCUCAAAUCAAACAUGUUAAAAUGACCUCAGCUGGCACUAUCCAUGUCGUAUAUUUCACUGUAGCAAAGGAUUUAGUGGUACAACUCAACACACUUGCACAACACAAUACCACAACACACUUUUGCUGGCCAUGAAUGUAUACACCAGACUGUGCCACUUUGGGAACUCGGCCCAAUGUGAUUUAUUCUUUUCUUUUUUAAGGGCUUUUUUAUAUUUUAGUUUCAUCUAAAUGUCCUAAAUAUUUCUUAAAUAGGAAGAAAUAUGUGAGAGCUUCAUAAAUUGUACGAUUUGUAAGGAACACUAUAUGUCAGAUAGCAGCCAGGGAUCAUAUUUUUCAUAAUUUCAUUUCACUGUAUUCCACUGUUCCAAGUGUAGUACUAAGUCCUGGAAAUAUAGCGAAUGAAUUUACUAAACUUGCAUAUACAUAGAACACUUUAAUCUCUCAUAUAAGUGAUUUUUAUGGGAAUUUGCUCUGAAUGUUUGAUCAAAUGAAGAGCGACAGAUUUGAUCAGUGCACAGUAUCGUAGCUCGUUGGUCAUCACAUACAACGGAAUAUGGCCACUGAAUCAUGACCACUUUCACCUCACAUCCAAAGCUUAUUUACAGAGUGGUUUUGUUGUCAGUUAGCCGAGCACAUACAGACAGUGUCAAUCUGAAGUGUGCUUGAUGUCGUUUUGCUUCAGUUCGGUAAAAAAAGAAAAAAUGACUUAGCCAAGGACUUUUACUGGGAAACUCAAGUUACUGUUGUAAUCUAAACCAAAAAGCAAUCCAUACUAAUGAUUAUACCACUCUGUCUUAAGGUUUCAGUUCAUCAAAUGACGCAAAUUCAAAAGCUCUUUUUGGUUUUUUUUUACUGUUUAUUGCUUUUGAACUGUGUGUCAUUCCAAACCCAGUGUCUAAAUGAUAUGUGUAACGCUUCGUUAAACUGUUUCAUUUAUUAGGACUACAUCAGUUUAUACAAUGUAAUCUAGUUUUGGUGUUUGUUUGUUUUUUGUUUGCCAGGAAUUACACAGAGGUCUAGAUUUACUCAUAGGAUAUUUGAGAGGAUUUAGUGUGUGGGAAAACCAAUAACAAAGUCCAUGACUGGCUGAAAAACACACUGAGCAGUCUCUGGCUGUGUUAUUGGCUGUGUUAUUAGCUUUGUUUGAGCUAAUGCCUUUUGCAGGGUCCUAAGCCCAAGGACAGUCAGGCCCAGGGUUUCACCAUUUGUUAUCUGAGGCAGGGCAUGGCCAUGACCUUUAUAAUUCCCUUUUUACCAUUGUUUAUUUUUCAGAAAGACUUCACACGGUGCAUGGUAAACAUUUUUAUAAAGCAGCUAUCUGUUGAUUUUAUACAAAUAUAUUUGCAUAGCCAUUUUAAGUAUUUUA
Messenger RNA from Chanos chanos (milkfish), 3473 nucleotides. It is a transcript of the gene lix1l, whose product is annotated as limb and CNS expressed 1 like. Gene Ontology annotation, cellular component: cytoplasm. The coding region runs from base 217 to 1284 and encodes 355 amino acids. The transcript is spliced from 6 exons. NCBI's taxonomy places the organism in Eukaryota, Metazoa, Chordata, Actinopteri, Gonorynchiformes, Chanidae. Gene Ontology annotation, biological process: autophagosome maturation. The record is from RefSeq and is a predicted model, not a curated record.